AUGUUUGGAGCGGCCACAGAAAGGUCUUCUUCCUGUUGCUUCCAUCCUGGAGUGUUGGCUGUCAAUGUGGGUCUUGCUUCUCUCGACGGCAUUCUCGCCUUUCUCGCAUUCUAUCAGCUGAUAAGAAUUCACUCAAGGAAUUUACAACUUGGCUGGACCAGACAAAAGGUGUUUCAUGUACUGGUUGGCUCUUCUAAUCUAGGUUACUUUCUUUAUUUCGCAGCAAGUCCCAUAGCUUACCAUAACAAAUGGCUAUGCUGGUCAUACUCGUGUGGUUUUAUCCUCAUGGCCUUCUCCAAGAUUUUGUUUUUCGGAGCUUUUCUUCUGCUUUUAUCCUUCUGGGUGGACCUUUGUCAUCAGGCAGAUGAUGAGGAUUAUGAGGAGGAAGAUUUCAACUUCCAUGAACCUUUGUUGGAAAUGCCACCAGAGCACUCAGGUUCGACACAUGGAGAGUCUCAAAGAGCAUGUUUGCCAUUUCGCUCGAUCCGUGUUGGAAGUCGACAAAGAGUUGUGAUUUUGGUCAUCGUUCUUGCAUUUGUUUCAACAAUAACAUGUGCGACACUAUUCUGGAUUGACAUGAGCAAUGGCUUUAGUCAUUCAUCAUUAUUGGCCAUGAUCUAUGAAGAUAUAUCUGAUGUGGUAAUGCUAUUGCUAGGUGGAGCAUUGGCUUGUUAUGGCCUUGUAUUGUACUUGAAAAUGAGGCGAGUGAGAUCAGAGAGAGCGGCCUCAGACAUAUGGAAGGUAGCAGGCUUGGCAGUUGUAGCUGUUAUAUGCUUCACGACCAGUGCUCUUGUUGCUUUUUUGGCUAAUAUUCCUGUUCGUUACAACUGGCAGCAACUGGACGGAAAUGAUCUUCUUACUUCUGUUUUAUUGAUUUUAUACUAUUUCAUAGGUUCUUCUGUACCUUCAGCAUUUCUGCUGUGGAUAAUGAGAGAACUACCACCACCUUUAAUGUCUAGUGUACCUGAAGAAUCAACGACAAUUACCUUUGUUAGUGACAGUACCGGAGUGAUGCACAAUCCUCAGCGCUGGACUACCUCAGCAAGCUUACAGAACCAGCGGGGCGAAAAGCAAGCAAUACUUUCUCCUGAAGCAAGACAGAGGUUGUCUGGAUCAAAAAGUUCGUCCUCCUCAUCAGACCGCAACAAAUUCUUGGACUAA
Messenger RNA from Linum trigynum, 1161 nucleotides. NCBI's taxonomy places the organism in Eukaryota, Viridiplantae, Streptophyta, Magnoliopsida, Malpighiales, Linaceae. The record is from the annotation of a GenBank genome assembly.